AUGCUGUUCUUCGGCCUCGGCGGCCUCGUCUACAUCUCCAUCUUGCUCGUCAACGCCAUCGCCAUCCUCUCCGAAGACCGAUUCCUCGCCCGUAUCGGCUGGGGUAACGCCGCCGAGCCCGGCUUCGGCGGCAUCCAGGACACCACCAGCGUCAAGGCCAGGCUAAUAAACCUGAUCAACUCG
Messenger RNA from Aplosporella prunicola CBS 121167, 183 nucleotides. RefSeq lists its product as uncharacterized. Gene Ontology annotation, cellular component: endoplasmic reticulum membrane; Golgi membrane; COPII-coated ER to Golgi transport vesicle. The record is from RefSeq and is a predicted model, not a curated record. NCBI's taxonomy places the organism in Eukaryota, Fungi, Ascomycota, Dothideomycetes, Botryosphaeriales, Aplosporellaceae. The annotation marks the transcript as partial. Gene Ontology annotation, biological process: endoplasmic reticulum to Golgi vesicle-mediated transport. The transcript is spliced from 3 exons.